This is a messenger RNA of Closterium sp. NIES-65, 927 nucleotides long. The record is from the annotation of a GenBank genome assembly. Lineage: Eukaryota; Viridiplantae; Streptophyta; Zygnematophyceae; Desmidiales; Closteriaceae.
AUGUGGGGGCAUCUCACGUCGUCCCUCCGCCGACUCACAGUGCGCUCUGGCGAGCCGCACACCGCGCCGGACAAGCCGCUCAUCGUCGUCUUCGGGGCCACCGGCGCGCAGGGCAGCAGCGUGGUGGCGGCGCUGCUGGCGAGCGGGCGCUACCGCAUCCGCGCCGUCACGCGCCACGCGGACUCGCCGCGUGCCGCCCAUCUGAGGGACGCCAAGGUGGAAGUGGCACAGGCCGACCAGGCGGACCGCCAAACCGUGCGCGCGGCGCUGGAGGGUGCUUAUGGCGCGUUCGUGGUGACGGACUUCUACUCGCUGGGAGAGCGCGAGGUGGAGGUGGGGAAGGGAGUGGUGGAGGAGGCGAGGGGGGCGGGCGUGCAGCACAUGGUGUGGAGCACACUGCCCCACGUGCACCGCCUCUCCAAGGGCCAACUCAACGUGCCGCACUUCACCAACAAGGCCAAGGUCGGCGCCUCCCGCACACUCUCUUCCUCUCCCUGCUCUGCCGCUGCCUCCCACUCAUUGCUGCCUUACCACGCCAUGGGCGCCUUAUUAUCAGUGGAGGAGGUGGUGAGGGCGAGCGGCUUCAAGCACCACACAUUCGUCAUGUGUGCCUUCUACUACCAGAACUUCGCCCACUUCAACCUCGCCAGGGAGGAGGCGGAUGGCACGGUGGUGUUUGAGCUGCCCAUGGCAGCAGACGACAUGCUCACGGCCUUCGAUGUGGACGACACCGGUGCUGCCGUGCUCAACGCCCUCGACCACCCCCAUGACUGGGAUGUGAGUGCGCCCUCUGCUGCCUGCAUCGCCACAUGCAACGCUGCUGCUGCCAUGGCAGGUGCUUUCGCCCUGUCCGGGCUCUACUGGAAAACCAAGUGGAUUGCUUGCGCUGUGGGUGCUGACUGCGUGUGCUUACCCCCCAUGAGUUGA